GUCCACCCUCUUCCCCAGUUGCUACACUUUUACAGGUAACUCGGGACUUUACCAAGUCAGCUGUUUCUUAAAUUAAUCUGUAACAACCACUUGAAGCGGAUUCAAUGCGAUGCGGGGCGUUCCCUUCUCGGACACCAUCACACACCGAACAGCCAAUCCCAGAGGACCAAUCGUCACACACUGGAAAUGCCUUCUACUUGUAACUUGUAGCUAACGUCUGGCUGCAAAUAAUUACAAUGGCUUGCAUUGGUAGCUAGCUUCGUCUUUUUUAACCCAACAUGUAAGCUGCUCUGCCACGGAAGGUUGUUGACUCGUGACUGAGCGCCGUAGGACGGUACAGGAAGAGCCAGUGCUCCGAACAACGACAAGAAAAAGACGUACCAAGACUGAGGGUACGUCCGAGCACUCGCCCUACAGUGCAGGAGUCCGUACUGUCAGACCUGUUUACCGGAGCGUUUUUACCGUCUAACGCUUCCAUAUGUCGGCGUCUCCGCCACUAUCGACAUCCUGAAGGCAGCGAGAGAAGAAGGAGGGAGGGAGGGAACGGCAGCUCCGGGGUCCCCGACACACAGCCGAGGAGAGGCAUCGCUGAAAUGAGAUGAGGCUCAGAAAUGGUACUGUGGCCACUGCGAUUAUUUUCUUCACAUCUUUCCUCAGCCUGUCCUGGUACACAGCGUGGCAGAAUGGCAAAGGUAGGUCGAGCAUUCUUGUCAUAAAGGUUACUACAAAUAUAAAGUGUUGUUUAUUUGAAAGAAACGAUGGUUAUGAGGCCUGGUUAAUGAGACUGGCUGCUGGCAUCAAGCUGACGUGCAUGGGUCCAGCUGCGUGUGGUGGGGCAGCAGGUGUUGCUGUGCAACUUACACCCAUCCUGCUUCCAACCAGUAGAUUGGUCCCAAAAGACAGCGUGUCUGACAUAAUGAUGUUCAGUGUGCAAGGGAAAGCAAUUUCAUUAUCAGCUUUAUUGGCCGAAUAUGUGUUAACAUCCAAGGAAUUUGACUCUGGUUUACUUUGCUCUCUUAGUACAAACAUUAAACAUGAUUAAAAGUACAUACUUAGUAAAAUUAUAAGUGUGUACUCAAACUAGACAUUUAAGACAGUGCAAUAGUGCAGUGGACUGAAGAGUAUGAGAUAAAAAUAUAGAUGUCAUUAUAUUACAGGUGGGUUAUUUACAUGAGGUAAAUAUACAUUAUGUUUAAAUUGGAUAGUAAAUAACAGUGUGCAGAGGUAAAUGCCUAAUGAAAGGAAUGUUUUUAGAUAGCCUAAACUGUUUAACAAUUAUAAAAGUAAUUUACAGAUACAGUGGUCUUUCUGUGACUCUGUGAACAUUCAGCGUUCAUCACACCAACAGCCAACAGGGAAGAAACUGUCUUUGUCUCGGCUAGUUUUGGUGUACAGUGAGCUGUAACGCCUACCUGAGGGGAGGCAUGGGACUAUUUCUUCGUACAACUAUCUCUAGUCUUAGCUGUUUUUAUUCUAAAACAGUCCUGACUAAGUAGCCAUACAUUUAAGCGUCCAACAUAGAUUUCAUGAGUUGCAUUAUUAACUGUCACACCUUGAAAUGUGUGGUUGUACCUUUCACUCAUGAAGACAGGAAAACAUUGGGGGUUGUCAGCCACAAUCAAGUUUCAGUCAGACUGCAGAACUAUUUAUAUCGUUGUAGCCACUAGCCACACCAAUGAUUCUAUAAGUACAAUGUUCUUGUCUUCCUUAUCACAGUUUACUAUAUGUGACUUGUAGAGCUGUUGUAUGAAAGCAAUUGUGUUGAAUCUCAGCACAGCUGUGAUUAUCUUCUGUGCCCAGCCUGCAGCCCUGUGCAUUGACAAAAUCACAGCUGUGCUUACAUGCAGUACAGAGAUAUCUCUCUCUCUUGUGUGAUAUUGUCUUAAGUAAUCUUCUACUCUACAAAUGCUUCAACCAGUUUGACAGCAUGGUAGAUCCAGUAUCUGACCCCAAUUUAGCUCAUUUUUCAUCACCUUACAGGUCCAUUUCCAAUAUGUCAUAAUCAGUUACAGUCACUUUUUACACACCUGCUAGUUUAAAAACACCUAAGAGCACAACUUCUUCACAAUUCUGCCAUGCAAUACCCUCUUUCAAUUCUCUGUACAAAAAUUAGUCUUCAGUACAUUAACCACAUUUUUACAUGUCCUGUCCAACAGCUGGGCAUGGGCAUAUUACACAAGUGUGGCUGUGCUUGAGUAGCACGCAAUGGCCAAGAGCUUACAUACUUGCCAGGGUUAACUCAAUCCAUGUGGGUGGAGUUAGGGGUCUUAGUGACUGUUAUCAGUAGAGUGUAAAUAAUUGCAGCCUUUAGAUAAAUUCCUAGGCAAAGCUUCAUGUCGUGAUUACUGAGGAGCUUAUCAGGUUGAUACAAUAUUUUUCUCUAAGUGGAAAGUGAGUGCCACUGCAUAGGCAGGCAGGGGCUAGACCACAGCAUGAGGAAAGUGCUCUUGUGACAUGUAAAAGUCAAGAAUUGAUGCCCCGUGUUUUGUUGUUUGGGCACCUGUUGAUACAGUCCAGUUGGCCUGUUGUCAGAACAAGGACAUUUGGAAAGGGAUCAUUUUACAUCGUAAUUACAAGAUACUAACAUCAAAACAUUUGAUAGGAGUUUUCUGUUGUUUGGAAAAAGUAGUUCCUUUCCCUAGUUUUAUUUUGGAUAAAAUCUUAACUAAUAUUCCUUUAGGCCUUAAUGUUAAACAGAGCUAGCAUUCUUAACACCAAAGCCCUGUUACUAAAGCAAAAGAAGGAUCCAACCAUUUUCUUUUUUAUUAUUUAUAAGUAGUUUCCAAAUGUAACUUGUAAAAAUGUUACUCGUGAAGAACAGCCCAUGAGCAAAGAAACACUAAAGCUGCCAUUUCAAAUCAAAUUUGCAGGCCUCUAUGGAAGCAGACAGGGCUUAUCUCAACAAUCACAACAAUAAAAAAAAAGUCUCAUGCAAAUGAACCAAACACAAACAGAUGAAGAAAACUAGGGGCUUUCCUGAGCCGAUUUAGGAUUGGCAUCAGAACUGAUCGGAGCAUAUUUAAAUGGAUCAGUGUCAACUAAUGUAAAGCAGCUCAAAAACAAAUCCUUUCUUUAUUCUACUCGGCCUCACCCGGCUACUGUUAAAAUGACAUCCAGGCUGAUUUGCAUGGAACUGGCUCCAUAUGUGAAAAGUCAAAUUCAACUGUGGAAAUGAUCAUGUGGCACUGAUCAUUGACACUUCUGACACCGCGUUGGCAAUACUAAGAGGAUUUGCUUUAAUCCAUCAGUAACAAAUAAGUUUCCCCGACUAUUAACAAGGUGCUGUGAAGAAAGAUUUUAGCUAACUCGGCAUCACAGCUCUCAGCUUUAGAGCUUCUUUUCUGGAUCUUCAUCACAAAGGGACCUGUACUGGGAUCAUACUAAAAGGAUUCGAUUGUGACUCCAAAAGAAACCUCGGAAAUCUUUGCAUGCCAUUUAUGAACUGUUACUAAAACCACACAUUUCCAUUUUACCACCUAUCUGUACUUCAAGCUCUGCGCAACAACAGAAUGAGGUGAUAUUGUGGAAGUUUCAGAGUACUGACAACUGGCAUUUGGUUAAAGGCAAACAACUGGAGCCAUGUAGAGACAAUCUCCAAAUCAAAUCUAAAAUAAAAAUCUUAUGUUCAUUUUGAAACUCUUCAAACACUGACAAUUUGUAAUAGAAUUGUGAGCUUUUUCAGUCUAUUGUUGGACCGGUGGCUUCAGCUGUUUCUUUUUUCGUCUUUACAUGUUGCCAGUUUGGUUACGCAAUGUCCGUGUUGACAACAGAAGAAUGCGCUUCUUACUUGGAUAUGUAGAUUUGCAGCAUUUCUUUCCAGAGCACUGAUGGGAAAGAUGAUGUAAUGUUGAAAGGUUUUACUUGCUUUUUUAAAAUAUCGCCUUUUUUAGUGUGUAUUUUUACCUUGUACUGUGUUGAGCAAUAUUAAUCGAUACAAGGUGAUCAUUUCGUUUAAGUUUGUACCUCAAACUUUUAGAAGUAGAGAUUAAGUUUGGCUUUGUAGUGAAUGAUACAAUAUUGAUUUCAAAUAUAAAGUCUAUGCAUUGUUAGUUUACAUGACGUCCACUGCCCUGAGUAACUCUUUUUCUUAGCUUAAAAAGUUGCAUCAUGUCUAUAUAACAUUAAGCUUGUAUGCUUAGCUACUCGCAGGGAAAGGGGGGGAAUAAAAGAGGUGCAGUUAGGUGUGCAAUAAAAACUGAGCCAAUGGUUUCUUUUACUACAAGAAGGCAGGAAUUCAAUACUGCCUGGUUUCCUUUUUUGUAUUUAUAUAAAAUUUUGUUUUUGAAUAUCAGGAUACAUAAAACUCUGAUUACCUAAACUAAUCAUAUCACAGGCUUUGAACAUGUACUUUUCCUUGUACUGCAUGUGCUCCUGCUUUCUCCGAGUGUCAUUUCUGGCUCUAACAGAAGAUGCUUUAAUACAGCCUCUCUUUCAUUUUUUUUUUCUUACAUAUGAGCCUCUUUUGUAUCCUGUUUCAUUCCUCCCUGCAGUUAUAGAUGGCUCCUCCGCUUGAUGCUGCCCAGCGUGGGUGUUUACAGAGUGUACUUGGCUACAGGCGAAUUUUAGUCGUUCUGAAAAUGAAUAUUUUCAGUCUUUCUCCAGCAGUUGUACACAGAGAACAUUAGUGUUUCAGCUCAUAGCCAUGUUUCAGUUUUGCUUGAGGUCUUGUUGGGGUGGGGAGGUGAUCUAGGGCGACAUUUUUAUUUUUGUUUUUUCGCCUAACCUUUUGCUUCCGACAGCCUGUCUUGUUCCUGGUCACUCGACUGCUGUGAGUGAGAGCUGUGCCAGUCAGCUGUCCAAACACUCCAUGUUGAAUGACUCUCCAGAAUGUGUACCUCUCUGUCAGAGUCGGCCUUGUCUCCUAGUGAGGGACUGCUCUCUAGUAUCUUGUUGGUUAGUUCUCAAAAAGCCUCGACACUAUUGACAAGCAGGAAGACUGUAAAUAGAAAUGUUUCGGAUAAAGCUGGAAAAAGUUGAUUCAUUGAGAUGGUGUUAUAUUUUUGCUAUCCUGACUUACUCCAGGUAUACUUGUUUGAAAUGAACAAAUGCUGUGAGUGUAUCUCUUGCCAAGCAGAGAUGAGUCUUUGUAUCUGUGUUUGUCAAUGACAGCACAGCGUAAAAGUUUUUUUAGAGCAGAUUAAAACUGAUGAAUGUGUAGCUGAGCUCCGGCCUCAAACAAACCUGAUAAAAGCCACAGAGUCUACAAGGGUUGAUGAUAAAGAUCACCGGUGGUGACAGCAAACAUGCAUAUGUAAUCUUGUUAGACGAGAGUAAUAGUACCAGCACCGGAUGAGUUUGUUAGAAAUUGUUUUAAGAAAGAUUUUGUCAGUAUAAAUGAUUCCUCUCUCCUCCAGGCACGGUAAGAGUUAGCAAAGCCAGACUCAGACUCCAGUUGUUUUUACAUCAGCUGCACAGGAAGAACCUUCACAUACUCUCUUCUCUAUUACAGUUUGUUCUUCGCUCUAACCUCAAACAUGCACACACUACAGGAUUUUAAAAUAAUGGUGCAUUCCUCUCUGCAGGAUACUAUUAAGAUUACUGUGUGUGCCAGCAAAGUACCACCUCACAUGAUCCCAUGUGAUCCUGCAGGGAAGCAGACGAAAAUCAAAGGAGACUGGUGGUGCAACAACCUGCUGUUGUAAUGCUCUGCAGUGAGGAACUAAAGCAGCAGGCUUAACAAGUCUGAGUAAGAAAAGGGUCAGAGAGACAGUGUGUUCAGUUCUGUUCUUUAGCGAGAGCGAGAGCGAGAGCGGCGAUUUGAACUGGAGAGUAAAACGUUAGCCAACAGAAAUCUAAAGGCCUUUGAUGUAUACUGUUGCUUGGCUACACCAUGAGCUGCUCAGUCUCAAAGUAGACUUCUCUCAUUGGCUGGGGCGUUUCUGCUCUAGAUAAACUGAUUGAAUCAUCCAGAUUAUAAACCCUUGCUAUCCAAGGUGUAACAUAACCAGGGUGUGCCAUAGGUGUGUGCAACUGAUUUGGAGUGACUGGACCUGUUAUCAAGCCCUAAGACAUAGUUUGCUACAGUGGUGCAAUUUAUUAUUUUAUUACUUUAUUGAUUUUAUUUAUUGUGUUAGUUUUUAUUUGAUUUUACUGUGUUUUAUCUUCUUGACUUUUAACACCCAGUAGUACGUUGACUUGAUUUAUUUUAUUUUAUUGAGUUUUGUUCUAUUUGUUUUUAUUUGAUUUUACUGUGCCUUAUCUCAUUUUAUUGCUACCUUAUCUAUUGUUCUUCAGUUGUGUAAUUUAUUGUAUUUUUAUGGCUGUGCAGCACUUUGGAAAUCUUGUGUUUGCUUAAAUCGUGCUAUAUAAAUAAAAUGGAUUGGAUUGGAUACUUUGAUUACGCUUGUUCUGCGAAUCUCAUUGAGCCCAAGAUUUCCUGGAAAAAGACAGUUGUAGGAAACAGUGAUAUUUAAACUAUGGCAGGAUCAGACCGUCUCACAAGCAGUCACCACAAGUGCAGGCAUUUACACAAACAGUUACAAAUAUUAUUCAAAUGUCAGGAAGAACGAGCCAUGAAGGGAAGGCUGUCUCAGAGUUCAGUUUGUUUUGACAGUAAAUCGCUGUACUGGGAUGGCUCCUUUAGUUCAGGAUUAGUACAAAGAACUUGUGAAACAAAAGUGAUCUGAUGUCACCGUUUACCACUGUGAGUUAAGCCAAGUGUGUGUCUUAGCAACUUGAUUUCACAAUGACAAUAAAAACAAGUUUGUCGGGGGUUUCCAUAUGUAAGUAAUCAUUAUCCAAACCUUUUAUGUUUAAAUAUUCAGUUUGAUAAAUAUGGCAAAUUUCUUCAGGGAUUUAUUGAAGACCACAAUAUAAUAUAUCAAAGUAUUGUAGAAAUAGAAUACUAUUAUGGUGAUAUUAUUCAGGCAGAAAUUCUGUUUAUGUAAAAGUGUUUGUGAGGAGUUUUUGGAAAUUUGUACAAUAGACUAAAAUUAAUAUUGAUGCCUUCGAUAAUGAACAAGAGCAAAAAACAUUCGUGACAAAAUUAACAUUCGUUUUACUCAAAUUUUUAUCACCUACAACCAGUGAGAGGGGGUAAAUGUUAGGGCGGAAGAAAAGCUGUUUUUGAAUUUCCCACAUUAAAUAUUCACACAAAAAAAUCACAUUUGACAUUCAGAAGUCUGCAGGAUGAGUUUUUUUGAGUCAGUAAACACUACUUUAGCAUGUAGAGGACGAAAUAGCAAUGGCUGCUUUGUCAACAGGGGGUGCCAGAAUCCCCGCAACAAAAACUUCCUGACAGGAGCUUUAAAUUUGAUGCCUGCAUGACAGUUCAAAAAAGUUUGGACAAAACACCAACAAAUUUGCUAAUACUUAAAAAACACCUAGGGAAUCAACUAAUUUCUGGAUGGCUGUGUUCCUCUGGUCAUUUAUUGGCACAGUAUUACAAACAGACUCUGUCGUGGAAACCACUGCGUACGCACAGUUUGUUAAUGCAGGCACAAAUGCAGGCUUUCAGACCACCCAACUUGACAUCAGAGUGCACUUUAAGUCCCUGAUUAUAUGGGGAUACAUGUGUAAUCCCCAUAUAACUUACUCAUUGGGAAAGUCUCCAUUAAUGCAAAACAUUUCACUAUAUACAGCAACAUAUGCUGCUAGUACCCGGAGGACUGUAUUCCCAUGCUUGUGUAGUUUUAAGCCUUGUUGUGUCUUUGGUUUCCAGACCUAGUUUGAUACAGUUUGACGUUGCUUACAGGUUAAGCAAAUUCUCUGACCAGUUCGAGCCCUGACAACUUCCUUUUUGCUAAUGCCACUUCCUCUGUGUGCCUUGUGCCCAUGUGUUCCCCUUCCUCUGAGUUAGAAGCCAUGGUUUUCUUCCAUCAUCACAUCAUUCCAAACACAAUGGGCCAAAAAUAGCAGCAGUGAUUGCAGAGGAGGAGGGUGUAAAUGAGCAGGCAGAUGAAAAGCCUUGUAGGGCAGAUAUACGUGUAUAUUAGUUGGAAAAGGGAGAAAAUAGUGCCUGAACAUUAUGUUUUCCUGUUUAUGUGUCUGUUUAUGAGCGUGUCCACAGUAAGUUGGUGUGCAUUGCGAGGCAGGGCAGGCUGCCAGACAAGUCCUAAGUGGCCUGGAAGGAGGAAGAGAGUUAGAAAAGCCGAGUAUUAAAAGAGAGAGGAUGAGAAAAGCCUGAGGUGGGUUGCAUGUUGGAGAAAAAGGAUGUAACUGCUGACAUGGCACUGAGACUGUGGGAUACGUUCUUAUUUCUGCAUUUUGUACUGUGCUCACUCAAACACACACACACACACACACACACACACAUCUCCCUUUAUCCCAGACAGCCCAUAUUCUGUCCAAACAGGAACAGGCGUCUUCGACUGUUAGUGUCUUAACAAUGAUGGUUCCCGUCCUCGUGCUUCUGCUCACUUCCUGUGUCCCACACAGCUAUUCAUUCAUUAAUUCAUGCUCGUCCCUUCUCUGCAUCUGGACAGAAUUCCCCUGACGUCACACAGUUUAUGCAAGAUGGUGACCGUGGAGCUCUGUUCUCUGUUGAUCUAUCUGUAGCAUAAGCUUUCCUGUAUAUACAAGGACCUUUUGUGUACCUUUUAGUUUGUCUUUAAGGAUUGGGUUGAGGUGACCUUCAAGCAUUGUUACUCAUGGUGCUCAGAUCAAGAACUUUGUAGUCGACUGAAAUGGAGGGGUUAAGAGCCUUAAGUGCUUUGUGGAGAAAUUUGACUUAAUGGGAUGUGUACAGUGUCCGCCUGGGCCCUCACUUUGUCAGGCUCCAUUUUUCUUAAAAUAGUAAGCCUAACAAAAAUGUCAUUUAACUAAUUUAAAAACAUUCAAUUGUUCUGGACAGAAAACAAUAAGAGCUCCAAUCCUAUUUACUGUUUUCAUUAUACAUCCGUUUGUGGACUAUCUAUUCAUUAUGGUUUUCUACAGUCCAAGGCAACAACAUCAGUUUCUAAUCAAAAUAGUGGCUGAUUUUUUUUUCAGCUAAUCUGCAUAUCACACAUUCUUUCAGCUCUCAAAUAACUUUUUUAUUUUUUUGCCGGACUCUCUUCACAUCCUCCUGAAUAUAACUGGGCAGUUGAUCGGUGACAUCCCUGAAAGUGGAGUCCAGAUAGGGGUCGAGAAGGAGUGGCAACUCUGACUAACUGAUAGAAGCCCUACAUGAGCCAAGUGGAGCCGGAGAAGUGGCAAUAAGCAGAGCUGUGCCUCGCUCUCAGCUCGGUGCCGUCAGACAGCACGGGCCACCACAAAGUGACACAGCAGACUGCAGCAGCUUAGCAUGACUUACAGCACAGAAGAGAGAGAGAGAGAGAGAGAGAGAGAGAGAGAGAGAGAGAGAGAGAGAGAGAGAGAGAGAGAGAGAGAGAGAGAGAGAGAGAGAGAGAGAGAGAGAGAGAGAGAGAGAGAGAGAGAGAGAGAGAGAGAGAGAGAGAGAGAGAGAGAGAGAGGAGAGUUGGUUGAGGUCAAGAGAAACAAUAAACCCACGGUGAAGAAGACAAAUUAGGAAUCUGAGCGGGAGAGAUGCCAAUUGGGGGGUGGAGGGGAGGGGGGUAAUUAUCUGUCAGCUAAGUCUGAUGCAGCGCGAGUAUUUGACCCUGCACCCCUUUUUACUUUACUUUAAAAGGGCUGUGAUGUAUUGCAAAGAGAAAUGACAAAACGGGAUAAAAGUGUGCAUUUUUCUUUUUUGCAAACCACAUGGACAUUCAGGGAGUAUCACUCGCCUACUCAUCCAUUGAUUUGCCUCCUCUUCAGGGAAAUACCACAAAAAAUCAAUACUACUACUCUGUGCAUAUGCAAGAGUACCUGAUGUGUAUUGGUGUGCCUUUUGUGAAGAUGAGUGUUGCACAAUUUAAACCUAGAGACUUUUUACCAGAAGAGGUCACCAAUUAAAAAAAAACAUUCAUGAUCUACCCAAGUGACAAAAGGAUUCGUUCCUAGAUUGUUUAUCAUCUGCAUGUGUUAAUGUUGGAUAGUCUUUGAAUACUGACCACAGCACCAUUCCUGUAUUUAUCCCACUAAUUUCAAGUUAAUUUUUCCACCAUCUGCCAUUCUUCAUAGAUUACAGUCUGGUUAAAUGCAUUGUGUUUUCUCACAACAGCUGCAGUGAAGAGCCAUGUGGUGAGCAGGUGCACCGCUGAGUGUCCUCAUACAUGCAUAAUGCAUUUAGGAAUGUUUUGCAUACAUGUGCAUCCUAGUUCUACUAAGUCCGUAGGAAAAAAAGCUCAGGACAUGGCAUCUUUUUGCAGAAAUUCAAAAAAGUUAAGCUUAGGGAUGGGAAUUGAUAAGAUUUGAUCAAUAUCAAUGCCAUUAUCAGUUCUGCUUAUCGAUUCAGUUCUUUAACGAUUCCCUUAUCAAUGCCUUUCAUUGAUUUAAAAAUAAAAAGGCAGACUAUAGGUUUUAAACUCCAAAUUUGAUUGAGUCUCUGAUAACAGAAAAAGAUGUAUUCCAUCUUCACUGACAGUCUAAAAAUAAUCAAACAACAAACUGUUUGUACAGCAUUUAUUUCAGUCGGUAUUAAGUCAAAUUAGGGUGACCAUAUUUUGGAUCCCCAAAAAGAAGACACUACUACACAGGGCGGAGUGGCCCGCAAAAUUUUGAUUUUUUUGGGGGGUUGGGUUGAGUGUUGUUUAUGUGCUUCUAACUCAGUUAGUCCACGGUACACAAACUCAAAACCAUACAGAACCCUUUGUUGUCUUUCUUAGAAACAUGAAGCCACACUUUAGAUUGUUUCUGCCUACUUUUCGUACCAUCCGCCAUGUUUUUUUCCUCAAAGUGUCUGUUCUCGUUCGCGUAGACUGGAUCUCACAAGACCGUUUUUCAAGGCACCCAGAAGAAAGGAAUCAUUAAGAUAAAAUGUAAACAACGACAAUGUUCUCAACAAGAACCGGUUCUCGGUUCCCAUCCCUACUUUGGCUCUGUGACUUUUGUUGAGGUUGUUGGUUAAACAGUUCAUAGCAGUAAGAGGUGGAGUGCUUUAAAAUGCUGAAGAGCUUACCGUAAGUACACAGAGACAGUCUGCUGGGGUUUUUUUGUUGUUGUUAAAUGGUGCUCCUGGCAAAGUGCCUCACUCCCAGUUUCAAUAUGAUGCAUUAAAAAGUGGAAGGACGGUUGGAAACUGAUAUAAACUCAGUGGUGUAUGAGUAUCUGAGCUGUGUUGAUAAAACACUGUGACACUUGUUAAGGAGGGGAGGCUACCGCUUUUUUGCCACUUCUGUCCCAUUGCCAGCUUUAAUAAUGUUUGGUCUUUAAUGCCAUCCGCUGAGACCGGGAGGUUACAUGACAUGAUGCACCACCUUUUCAAAAGCUACUUGCUUUGUUUGACUAUUUAUUCAGUUCUUGCCAAGUUGUGUGGUUCAUAAGUCCAGACUUUUGGCAGGCAGCGCCUACAGUUAAAAGAAAGGUUCAGUAUUUUGGUAGAUACUUUGUUUUUGCUGACUUGCUGUGAGUAACAUUAGACUGCUGCCACAUCGGGUUUGAAAUUUGUGGCACUGGAGGCAAAUGGCUCUUGCUUGACAAGAAUUGUUGAAAAACAGUGAAUCUCUGGAAAACAUGGUGCCGAUUACAAAAGUGGAUUUUGUUUACAUCAGUACUAAACAGUCAUGAGGACACAGCUUUAACAAGACUUUUGAAUUCGUGACAUUAAAAAGUGGAAAUAUGCUGGAUAAAACCAAGACACUGUUGUUGUAAAAGGUCUUCUUUUCACCAACAAGAAGCUUUGUGUUUAAUGCGUUAUCGCAGCAGCGGGAAUUUCCCUGAGGAACAACUCCAUGGUAGUAGAACAACAUGUUGAGAUACAUCUAUUUGUAGGUUAUUUUCUUCUAACCAAGGUGAACAGGCGGAUUUAAACACAAUGUCCUCUGAACAGCUGGUGCUGAAACAUCUGUACAACCCAGAGGAAUCAAAAAGCUUCAUGUAGUAACUACUGCACUCUGAAGUACUGAAUGUAUAGCAUAGACCUGAAAGGAAAGAUGACAUUUGAUUUGUUUAACUAUGAGGAGACAAGCACACAUCUAUCUGUAGUUGGUUGUUAAAUGGAGCAGUUUUGUUUUUCACAAAAAAAUGACCAGGAAGGGAAAUUUUGCUACAACAGGGACAUCUGCAUAGCAUGUGCAGCAACUUUCUCUCACCCAUGCAAACAUUAACUGUGCAAGUCCCUCAUCAGCACUCACAAGCCUGCAGUCAGCAUGCAUGCAUCAGCACAGGAGAGGCAGGUCAAGGACAAGAUCACUGAGAGGGCUUUUGAUGAGCUAACGCAUUGACUGAUCAGACUCUUAACCCUCUGGUGAGUUCAGGGUUGGAUUUCUGCGACGUAUUCCUGAGCAUUCAGAUCACCCUCAUUCUCUUUUUAAGCUAUGAGGUUCAGAAGGUGGUCGUUUAGAAAAUCUGUGGAACAAAGCAGACUGUCUGUCAGCUCUUCAGAUUCAUAAGUGCUAUUAUUGAGGUCAGGAGAGUAAGAACAGUGUCACAGCAAAUAAAAACACCUCAAACUUAGUUUAUAAAAAGAGGUUUUUAGUAUAACAGUGAGAGACAACCUGCAUAACCAGGGUUACUACUUCUUUAGGUAUCUGCACUCUUAUCUAAAGACUGCAUCUGGUUUAUCUGAGCUGUUGCUCCUCUCUGACAGGAAAAAAAAUCAAGAUAAUUAUAAUGAUGAUGAAAAUGAAAUCGUUUCAUGAGGGCACAUAAGGGCGAGGUCAUUUAUGAGAAGAGGUAGGUAAACCCGUAAGACCAGAAAGUGGAGUGUAGAAAAACAAACAUGCGUUAUGAAACAAUAACAUGUGAUGAUAAGAAAAAUUCAAUGUUAGCAUGAGGGAAAAAAGAAGAGGUAUCAGAGCAUAGAUGCUCAGACCCUCCCCCACUACACAAGAGCAGAGAAGAAUGAUGUGAUUGUAUAGAUUUACUCCUUAGACCUAAGGUAGGUGUAAUUGCUUAAUGCUGUUUAUGUGCCAGUUAAGUCAUCUAGUGGCUGUAUGCCAGGAGAGUGGUUCAAGCAACACACUGAAGGUCCAUCACUGCAUUUCCGUCUGAUUGCUGUUGGGGCAAAAUGUUUCUCUUUGUAGAUGGAGUCAGAUUUUUGUGGUGUUAGUCAGAGAUGAGUUUUGUUCGAGAGUAAUCAAAGUUUAUCAUGAGUGACAUUUAGUAAAAAUGUCAAGUAGCUUUUGUAAAUACUGUGCAUCAUGCAUGCUGCCCUGGCAAUGAGGAGGGCAUUUACCCAUAACAGAGUGAUAUUACUCAAAACAUGGUAAAACCUGCAGAUCGAGCACCUGAUCCAUGUUUGCACUGAGAAGACUGAGCUCAAUAGAGGUGGAAUCGACGUCUUGUUAUUGUUUCUGUGGGUCUCUCUUUGCCUUUGUUUCUUUGCACAGUCCGACUACAGGUGCGGUUUCUUCUCAGCAGGCCCAGAGUCCUCCAAAUCAAAGGACUGAUGUGAAGAUGAAAGCGUGUUGUGGUUUGAAGCCCACCCUUUUCAUGAGCUUUUCGGGCCAAGUGACAGCAUCUGUCUGUGUGUCUUAGAGAUCAACAUUCAGGAGGAACAGCGUUCGGUCUGUGCGCAAGAGGAGCCAGGGGCAGCAGAGUGGAUGGACAAUAGUUCAGUCAAACAGAGAGAGGGAGAGAGAAUGAUGGGGAGGGGAAGAUAAAGAGAGUCAGGGUUUUGUUGUAGUGAAGGGCGCUCUGAAAGGGCACAAUAAAUCUCCUCGCAGAAGAAGAUCAGAGACUGGCCAAACCCACAACCCCACCAAACAUGAACACAUUCUCACAUAUGAAAAUAAACACCUGCAGUGUUGGGUGAACUCAUGGUAACCUCAUGAAUCUAUGAACAUAUCAAGUCUGAACAGCUAGUCCUGACAUCACGGAUGAGUCUGAAAUUGUUCACUUAUUCACUAGUCUCUACUUUACUUGCAUUCGGUCCCAAAACAAGCUCAGCUCCAUUUAAUUGAAGGUUUGAAGUGGAUUCUUCUUUAGCUCAAAAUAGACAGAAUGGAAACUUAUCUACUUGGACACAUUUUCUGGAUGAUAAUGCCUCAUUUAUCACUGGAUCAUGUUGGACAAGCCACAGACCUCACUAUGUUGUCUUAUCAGACACCAUUGUUCUCAACCCACCAACAGCUACACCCUUUUCCACGGAACUCAUAGCUUCUUCUUUUGAGCUGUUUACCAACAGCUUCGCUUCUGUUUCCUGAUAAGAGCUCACCACCAUUGUUACCCCAAACACAAAACAACCACCCCCCUGGAUCCAGAUUGCAAGAACCUCAAUCACAACAUUACAGUUGAAGCGCAGGGAGGAAUUAUUGCCAGUAAAUUUAAAGCUGUACGUUGUCAGUAAUAUCAUCACAUGGCACUGCAGUAGUUCAGAGGUUUGAAGUGCUGUAAAUCCCUGUUAAAUGUGAGGAAACCCUGUUGGGAGAAAAAAAAAAAUCGCUUGAUUCCUUUUUAUUUAGCAUUUUGCCUUGAAGUGCUCUGCAGAUGCCGUGUCUCUCUCUUCAAAUUGCUUCAGUAAAGCUGUUCAAAAAGGUCAGAUUAAGACUGUCUCACAGAGGGCGCUCCCAGGUGUGACUGUUUGAAACCAUAUGAAGAAGAGAGAAUCGCUCACUGCUUAGUUAGCAACACCAGUGGAUGCUCAGGUCCUCCUACUCAAAAUGCAGAAUUAACAAAACGUCAAAACAAAAUAAAAUUACAUUGUUUAUGUAAAAAUGAACAAAAUCCAAACAACAAUGAUAGUCUUUAAUGAUACAGUCUUAAAUCUUUUACAGAUUCGAAGCUAAAGAUCGGACUAAGAUGUCUAUGUAGUAGCUGAACCCUGCACUUCCUAUGGUUUUUACUUUUUGUUGUUUUUUUUGGGAUCAGUUUAUUUCUAACUACUGUAACUCUUUGUAUUGAAUGCUGGCAGCCAAUAAUUCAUCAUCCCUCUCUCUUUUCAAUGUCUUACAGAGAAGCUGAUAGCAUACCAGCGUGAGUUCCAUGCCUUGAAAGAACGCCUCCGUGUGGCAGAGCACAGAACGCUGCAGCGCUCGUCGGAGCUCAACAACAUCCUCGAGCAGUUCAGACGCGCCAUCGCCGAGACAAACAGCAGCAAAGAUGCUCUCACCAACUUCUCAGGUAACCGUUGUGCACAAACACACCUCAUUUACUCCAAAUGAGCUUGAACUCUGGUUUAGACAACAUGGAAGUACUUCAGGCGGAAGUUUUUGAGCUUUAUGAUUCAACGCUUUUUGUGGAUUUCCUCUUCGCACUGGCUCACCUUGUCUAAAGGUUAAAAUUAAAAACAGUGCCCCUAGAAUAACACUGAUUGUUUUGGUUAUUGCCAAACAAAUCUUAAGUCAUUGUAACUAGAGAUGCACCGAUUGCAAUAUUCUUGGCCGAUACCGAUUUCCGGUUUUAAAGGAGGUCUGACCUGCCAAAACCGUUUUUUCUGAUACCGAUUUUCUACCUAAGAAAUAAUUAUAAUCAUAUAAUAGACACCAUAUUUGUUUGGCUUGAGUACCCAUUCCCAAUUUUAAUUUCAGUACCCCUCUCCCAGACAACAUUUUGCUUAACUGCAAUUAAAAGCACAACUAAUGGUAGGCUAUCUGCUAUCAUAACCCCCCUUUUCAAGAAUAAAACCUCACAAAUAAGAAAUAGAGUGAGAGUUUCAACAGUGCCUCCUGAGCAGAUUUAUUUUCAACACUGACCAUAACAUUCAGUCCAGUUUACAGGUCAAUAACUAACUUACAUUCAAACAACAUUCAAAAACGUCCCAGCAUUUGCCUGGUACAAUGUAAUUUAUUGACUACCCCUCCAGUACCUCUCUCAAACGACUCUGGCAGCGCUGUGUCAGAAAAGUACCGCCUACUUGGUAGUUUGUACCAAUCAACGCCGAAGACAUUUGGAACAACAAACUUAAUACGCCACUUGGAAAAGAAGCACCCAGGCUUGUUUAGCAAAUAUAAGGAAUACACUGCCGCUAAGAGGAGGGAUGCAGCAGAGUCGCAGCGACCACAACAACCCUCCGCCGUGGCUCCUAUGGUCGACAUCAGCACUGAAAAGUCCAAAGCCACCACUAGGAAAAUAAUGGAGUUCGUGGCACUGGAGGACCAGCCGUUUAGCGUAGUACAGGAUAAAGGCUUCGUAAAUCUGAUGAAACACUCUACUUGGUAAUUUUUACCGUGGACUCAGGUGUUUCAUCAGAUUUACGAAGCCUUUAUCCUGUACUACGCUGCGUGUCAGUUUGCUCUGCUCGGGGAAAACCGGCAAAUUACGACAGUGACCGGCCGGUCACCGGUUGGGGCCGGUUGGAUAUAAAACCGGCUUUUUAAAUUGGCGGCCAAUUGAUCGGUGCAUCUCUAAUUGUAACACAGUGUCAAGCAGAAGUCCCUCUCUUUAUGAGUUUGACCAAAAUACCACAAGAUACCAAAGGGGAAGUACCCUCUACAAAGCAAAGUCAUUUCUAAUAAAAAAGAAACGAAACCAGACUUUUUCCUGGGUAUUUUCUGAGUCGCAGGACUCCUACAGACUUCUGUCGUUGAAUCUAUCCUGCUGACCUUUAACCCACUAGUUGGGUGAUAAAGUAGAAAUGGCUGAGUCGUGGCAAUCAUAAGAACAUUUGACUGCGCAGUACAGCACAUAAUAGAAUAUAAAUGAAAAAAGUCUAGUUUGUGGUUCUGUUUUGAGCUUAUGGUGCACAUUGCCUGCCAAUUUUCAGACGGAAAUCUGCUUUUAUAUUCAGUUCAUUGACAUAAUGGCAGUGCUACAAGUCUGAAACUGAAAGUUAUGGCUGUUUUGUGUUGUUGAGAAUUUAGUUAUAGCCACAGUUUUGCUCUCUCAAAGCGUUUUUGAUUUUAAUUUUCUCAUACAUCAUAGGCAUAUGAAUGAAAAAUCUUGACUUCAUUAUUAAUUUAAUCCUAUUAUUGGCCGCAGUGGGCUGCUAGAAAACACCAAGAUCCCUGCAUGAGAGAAAACAGUUUUAACCUCAACACUGUGCAGUAUGGUAAAACCCACAAGAACAGACAGGCUCCUCCAGCUAGUGGUACUCAUAUUCUUAAGUCAGUGUGGAGCUGCUGCAUAUAUAGUCUUGUGUGGUUAGCGCCUCACUGUUUCACUGAGAUCACUAAUGGCAAAGCGGUGGAGUUUUAAAAGUCAGCAGUAAAUGUAACCCCUGUCAUCACUUCAUAGAGCCGAGAGAGGACUCCUCCUCCUCCUCUUCACUUCAUUUCUCUGUCUGCUUCCAGAUGAGACGCAGAAACUACUGAAGGAGCUCGCGAAUCGGAAACCUCUCCAGGUGCCAAAUAUCUACCACCACCUGCCUCACCUACUCAACAAUGAGGGCAGCCUGCACCCGGCCGUGCAGGUUGGACUCGGCCGCACAGGAGGUGAGAAGCAUGCACACGUGCGCUACCUACUACCCUUUCAGAACAACAGUAUCUUGUCUGAUUAAUGAGUCCUCCCUUUAGACUUUGUACACCAGUCCUACACAAACACACUGAAACCUCCAGAGACCUUCAUUACACCAGGGAGGGGGCCAAGUCCCAACAAGUUUCAGUUGAUGACUAGUUCACAACAAGUAUCCCCUCUGGACCGAGCUUUGCUGUUGGCUCAUUCUAAAUAACAUGUAGUGUAUGUACGGUUUGUCUCCUUGUUUACUUUACAUGUCACGUACCCCAUCUCUUGAUGCAUGAUCAAACUGUGUUUCUCCUCUUUUUCAAGAUAUCACUCUUAUUCCUUUUUUACGCUCAGUAAUGUGUCUUUAUUGUCCCUUGGUUUCUCUUUAUUUGUUAUUUUCAUUUCCAACAGGGUCACAAAAGCCCACAGAACGCUUCUGUUUUCCAUCAGCCCGCUCUUUUAUAUGAAUUAAUCCGCUGCUGUUUCACCCUCCUCCAUUAACUCCUAUUUUCAGCCACCAUAGUUUUAUUUUUAAAUUUCUUCCUUUCACACCCGAGCAGCAGCGUGAAUGUGACCUCUGCUUUAUCAAGGUCUCUCUAAGAGGAUUACUCAUUGAGCUUUGCCAGUGUGAUAGGUGUGUGGUGAAUUUGGGGCGCAGGUUUAGGGGGUGGGGGGGGUGGGCUGAACAGCUUGAAUUGUGUUCCCACAUUCCUGACGACAAAGCCAGGGAAAGAACAGAGGCCCUUGACAAAUUAAAGGAGAAGAAAGAGGGAGAAGUCUGGAACAAGUAGGAGUUCCUUGUCCCUGGCCCGUUUGAUCACUUGGUACGAGGUAUUCCCACAGGAGCGAGAGAAAAAAGGCCUAUCAUUGCCAUCUCCUACUGGUUGCCAGUCUGUCUGCUUUUAUGACAGGUGAGCAGGUAUCUCUUACCUCCACACAGGGUUUUAAGACUCUUCUUUCUUCGGCUGUCUUUGAGAAAACCUAAAGGAGAUUCCUAACCCCAGAUAAUGAGCAGUUUGUGUUGCUGCCUGCUGCCUUUAUCCUCACAGGCUUCUCCCUGUUAAACACUAUCAGUUGUGUUUGCUGGAAUGCACCAGCCAGCCAGAAAUACUGCCACUGGGAAGCGAUUGUGGAUCUGCGGGGUUAAAGGUCUCAGAGUCACAGGACUGCCUCUGAGAAGUUUUACCCACCAACCCGUGCGUGCCUUGUGACACACUUUAAUAGCUAUGGCAGAGUUUUGCGUCAGGGCCCCGAGAAUUUCUGUAACAUCCUCUUUUUUUUAAUUUUGUCCUCUUAGUUGUCCUCUUUGCUUGUGUCUGUUUAUUUGUGUCUCAGCUGAUUUGGGUGUAUCUGACAUUCAUAGCUGAGCAAAUUAGGACAUAAUCCCUCCUAAAAUUGGAAAAGGAUUAUUGUAAGAAACCAGAGAACAUUCCAGGCUGAGUCGGUUGAAGGAGAGCCUGACUGAAGCACCUUUUUCACCGAAACGGAAAAAAAAAACAGCAUUAUCAGGCCUUGCUUGUUUGAAACACGUUUGUGUAUAAGAUGUUGGCAAACAACGAGCUUCACAACUUUUGCCGUUUUUUACACAGUCAUUACUUUUUCAUUGCCAAGCAACAGCAACCCUUGUUUACACUGCUGAGCCUUUAAACAUGUCACAUGUUACAGUUGAAUAUCUCUUUUUAUUCCCCUUUCUCUCCCUAAACAUUCCUUGCAUUGCAGUCUUUGUCUUUGCUGACUCUCCUGGUAGGCCGUAAGUCACUGUGUGGACAAUCACGGCUCUGCUCUAAUGUAUGGUGCCAGCUGCUACGCAAGGACUUCACUGCAAGGGCUUUACAUAUAUGACGGUUCUCGCUGUCUCUCUCAGAUCCCACAUGUCUCUGUGCAGGUUUCCUGGCUUAACAAGUAGCAGUUGCCAGUACGGUGUCAACAACAUGACCUCUCAUCAGCUUCCCACUCACUGCUGCUCAUUACGCUGCCAGUUUUGCUCGUUGUAAUGCAGCACAGUUUUUUGUUUCAGUGGAUGAGGCAUGAACAGCUAAAUUACAAGUUGACAGUUAUAUCAAAAUCUCUUGUGCUAACCCAUAUUUAUUUCUGGCUCUGAUAUGAUUGCUCGUUCACUACCAGGAGAGAAAGUAACCGCGUAGAAACUUUGGAUUUUAUAUCACUUGUUCAGUCUGAUCAGCCAAGUAGUGAUUUUGUUUCAUUAAUCAACAGAAUCUAAUCAGCCCAGUCUAAUCUGGAUCCAAUCACCUUCAGUGGAUACUCAGGCAUGCAUACACUGGCUCGCUCCUGCUGCCCAUUUAAACAACAUAACAAUACAGCCUUUUGAUGUUUGACGGUAUUGUAAUUCUAUCAGUCACUCUUGGUGUCUAGAAUCUUGUUUCUUAUUGGAGAGGGAAAAGAACAAACAUGUUCUCAAGGCUAGCCUGAUGCUUUGAUUGCAUAAGGGUAUCAUGUUGCUGUGGUCAAUCUGAGUUGUAUCUCAGGGCAUUGUCGAUUUAGGAGACAGCCACAUGUACGCAUAGCGAAUUCCUCUUGUUUUCUGUCUGUGUCUGUUUUAGUCACUUUUUAAAAGCUGAACUCUCAGCUUUUACCGCUCUCACCCAUCGAAAUAAUGUGUCACCGAGUACCUGGAAGAUGAGUGUAAGCCUCACCUUAGUCUGGUCAAAUCCAAAGCUUUCCAUUAUCUUAGGUUUCUUUUGGUUUGGAAACAACAAUUGUUGCACACUCCUCAUUUGCUAUGCACAGCUAAAGGAGAACAAGUCAAGCGUGGUUCUGGUUCUUUCCAGCAGCUUUGAUCUCACAUGUCAAAGCAGGAGAGCGCUGCACGUUGCAUUUCACCUGCCACUGUCUGCCAGUCAGUUAAGGGUGUAAACGGAUGUCCACACAUAGUUGACUUUGGAAAAGCAUAAACAGACUUGUUGUUUACACACAUGUCCAGGAUGUGAAUGGUUGUGGAUACUCAUCAAACAGUGAGACAUGUAUAGGUCUGUGUAUUCUGCUUUAGGCUCUGAGUGAAGACUUGUCACAUGACACAUUUUUUUUAAAGGUUGUUGUGAAUGGAUCUUUUACCAUAAUGAGACUGUAGAUUAAGAGAGUGAGCUUUGUGAGUUCACCUCAACAGGUCAACGUCCUUUUCAGUGGGUACACUUCGCAGAUGUGGGCUGUAGGGUUUCCCGCUGUACAUUCCAGUGUAACAUAUAGGCCUCAUUUACUGACAAACGUACUUGUUUGCCCACUCAAUUAGACAAACACACACAUAGUCGACUAUCCCAAGGUCUCAGACUGAGACCUUGAUUCCUACAUCCUUAUCUGCAUGAGAAAAUCUGUGUUUCCAAAUCCCUUCACAAAAGUGGACUCAAAAAUGACAUGAGCCGCAGAGCCGCCGAUGGCCAAUUAAACACAAAGCCUUCAAAAUGAAUCAAUAAAAAAGUGAUCUUUUUGAACAUUUUUGAUUAAACAUCAAAAGCAAACAUGUACAUGCAAAACGAACCAAAAACAUUAAAAAUGCAUCAAAGCUGUGCCUCAAACUAAAACAAAACCAGCUCCCCUCACUGCUGCUGUUAAUGGAACAGAUGGACACAGUUUUAUUGAAGUUUUCAUUAGAAAGUCCAUUCUGGCCACAUUGAAUUGUUUCAGUAUAAUUCAGUGCAGUUUUCAAUUGACGUCAUCUCCAUUAUUCAAACUGGUUACACAGGAGAAUAUUUGAUCCCAAAUAUAUUUAAAAAAUUCUUUUUACUAACAAGAAAUCAAACUUAGUUACAGGUUUUCCCUGGCUCAAAAUCAGCACCUUUAUUGUGCACACACACCAGCUAACUGUAGUCAUUGUGUAAUUAGAGAAAGGACAAACUCACAUCAAAGACCGUUUUAUUGAUAAUAAAUAUAGUUUUAGAGGCACUGUCUUUUAAGGAGUUUGUCAAUGAUCAAGAAAGAUUGAAGCUAAAACUGAGACCAUCUGCAGCAUGUCUGAUAGUUUCUCUGUUCUGUUGAACCUGCUGUGAGGAGGUGGGUGUCAGAGCAGUUGAUUGACAGCAGGCUGGUACCCGCUGCUAUUAUGAACUCUGUCCUAAUGAAUGUUGGUGGCAGUAACAUGUUUUUAUUUGAACUGUAUCUGUGUGUUAUUAAUAAGCGUUCUUUUACUGUUCUUAUACACACUGACAGUGCUGAAGAGAGAGACGGACAGACGAACAGAAUUAUAUGUGAAAAAAAAGUGCGGAUAUGCAUGUAACAUUUUAUUUUUCGACACGUAGGGGUGUCCUUACCCGUAGCAAAAUGAACACAAAUGGAAAGAAAUCUUUUCACUUCUCUUCCUUUGGGGCAGUUUUGAUAACGUAUUUUCUGAUGCACUGGACUUACCAUAAAAUAGGGCCUCUUUAACAUUGUAGUGAUGCUGUAAUUGCAUUUAAAAAUAACCAGCUGACCUAAUCUGGUUCUUGGGAAAUGAUGUUCCUCAUGAAAACACACGUCACUUCUGAUGGGGGCUGGAGAUAGUGCCAAAAUAAGGCAAAAGCAGCCGCCUUGUUCUUUUAUACGCAGGAAGAACUCUGCUGGUUGUAAAAAUACAUAUUAAAGAUCUAAUGGUUCCUCUUGCUGACAUGAAGUCGUAUGUGGUUACUUUGUCUAAACAUGAGUCAUCAUUCUUAGAAGUAUAGAGUAAGUUAAGGAGUAGGGGGAUGUUUAAUAGCACAAACCAUGUACAGAGGUCAACCUCCUCCUUUAAAUCUGACCUUACCCCAUGUCAUUUCCUCUUCUCUCUUCCCAGUUCCUCACUUUAUUCACUGCACUAUAAGCUGCACAUGCAAAAAGAAUUAAAAAUUAACUUUCAAAACAGUCACCAAGUUUGAAAGUUCACUCACUAAACUUCCAACAAAUCAAUGAGUCAUCACGCCAAAGUGUUAUCUGGUUUGACACAUAGGUAUGCUUCACUUUUUCCACUCAGUUGUUAAACUUCUUAUGAGAUCAUUUCCCUCAUGUCACAAACCUCAACCCUUGAAAAUAAAAACUCUGCUUCUCAAACAGGAAAAUAAAAUCCUAAAUAGGCUCAGUUCAAACUAACAAUCAGGCAGCAUUUGUUGUUUGAAAACACAGCUGAACAGCGGCUCUUCAGUGCGUAUGUGACACCAAAUCAGGUUUUUUACUUAUGUGACAGAGAAGCAGACAUAUAUGUAGAUUAUUUUUGUUUUUAUUGUUUUUUUUCCUGGACGAGAUGUAAAGAUGGCAGAGUGACGCGGGCAGGCCGAUCAAGGGACAUGGGGAGGGGCUGCCUCCGAGUCGGUCCUGCUCACGCCGCACUUGCAUGCAUUAUCACUCACUCACCGUCUCCCCCCCUCCUCCUUAUUCUGUCACUCUCUGUCUCUUUUCCUUCCUCCCACAUUCUCCUUUCAUCCUCGACCUACUUUCUCGGUGGUGGUGGGUGUCGCUAUACGACACGGAGCUCAGUGUGAGAAACACAAAGCGAAACUGGGACAGAUUCUCCACGCUGCGCAGAUCACUCUGGAGGAUUGGACCCUCUCUCAAGUCCACUGCGCCGCUCACUCAUACAGCAACUUUGUUUUGUUCUUUUUUUCGCGGGGCCCCUCGUGUGCCCCCAUAUCAGCUCAGUCAGCAUGUUUCCCCCUGUUAAAUGAACAUGUGCACACAAGCACACACAAGGAAACACAGGCACACUGUAACCUUGUUCCACGUACUUCUCACUGUGCUUUUCUUUCAGGACAAGUUGUUAUUGACUAAAACACUCAUUCAGCUUUUACUUUCUUUGUCCAAGCAAAGUAGAAGUUAUGCAAAACAUUAUGCAAAAUUGUCUUUGGUUUGAGCUCAGUAAAGGACAAGUACAAUGUGUCUCCAGGAAGAGUAAUGUAAACAUGAAAGAGGGAGCACGCAGGCUAAUUCGCACUUUCACGCCGUUGACAUUUCUCUCUGGCAUGAGGAAAAAACUGAUUUAGUUUCAGAUUAUGAACCAGGAAACUCGUUCAACCUCACAAGGACUUGUCACUCUGCUCCCUCGUGAAAGUGAUCCUUCUAUCCUCGUGGGUAAGAUGAACUGGCUUUAUGUCUGCAGCAGCCUGUUGUGUCCUCGUAGUCUGGUGUACUUAUCGUGGAAUCCUCAGACAAUAAAGAAGAAGAGGCCGUCUGUUUUCGCCUCUCCACUCCGAGCCUCGCACAAUAGGAGCGAUAAGGAGACGACAAUGGCCGGUCUCUUGUCUGUUGUCUCACUUUAGUGCUGAAUGUAAAGUGUUUCCCACAUGUGACCUUUCUUUGAACUUUCCCUGGAAAUGUUUCAGAGCUUGUGGGGAGGCUGUCUUGAUCAAUCACAGUACUUGCUGAGGAAAUGAAAUGAUCUGCAUUUGGAUCAGCUGAUGACUCACUGGUCACAUCUUAAGAAAAACAGUCAGAAAUCCUCUCUCAGGCCGUUAUUCCUUUUUUGACCCUGUUUUCUGUUUACAUUGGCCUGCUUGGCUUUGUUUAUUCUAGCUGGUAGCAAAAACCCUUAAAUUAAGGCAGCCCUGAUUUGCUGGAUAAGAACGAAUGUUUUCAUAUUUGGUAGUUUCCUCGGCUGCACAUUGUUGUCAUUACCAAAGCAGCGCGGUUCGACUUGCAAUUUGUCAAGAAUCAACAACUUUACCCUCUUUGUGUAUGAUUCUUGUUUAAGGACAUGUUUCUUUAAUAACAAGCAGCAUGGUGUUGUAGAUAGAUGUAUUACAAAAAAACCUCCUUUAGUCCUUCUUCCCACUGCCAUCUGUCUGCCUGGGCAUGAAUUUCUUAUUCAUUUCAGUCCAUCUAAUCUGCAGUUGUCUAACAGCAAACAUUGUUUGAUUCUGGAUCCAUCUGAUUCAACGGGCACCCCUGCAGCGUACCACACUUCUUCUCUCACCUUGCACUUUUCUGUCUUUUUUUUUUCUCAGUUACCAUGGUGAUGGGGAUCCCAACAGUGAAGCGAAAGGUGAAGUCUUACUUGUCGGAGACGCUGCAUUCGUUGAUAGACAAGCUGUCACCAGAGGAGAAGCUGGACUGUGUCAUAAUAGUCUUUGUCGGGGAGGUGAGAUCUCAUGUUCUUCCUGUAUGAGUCAUGGCAGGAUUGUUCUGAACAGCAAAUGAAAAAUUGAUGUGUGUGCUACAUGUGUUUUCUUGUUUGAACCCUGCAGACUGAUGAGGACUACGUUCACAGUGUGGUUGCUGGCCUGGAGAAAGAGUGAGUGCACUGCCUUGCCUUCAAAGAAAAGAAAAGAGAAAAAAGAGAGGCUUAUUGUUUAUUGACAUUUGCACAAGUAAUGGACAGGUCGAACACACUGCAGUUUAUGUGCUAUGUAUAUGGAGGGCUUUUUUGUGUAUUAAAAAAAACGCACAUUGAAGAAACCAACAUUUUUUCAAGAAAUAAACUAGAAUAUUACACUGCAUUUAACUCUUAACUAUGAAAAAAACACACUAGAGUAUAAACGGAGACACUGAACCAAUCAAAAAGAGUUGUGACAGGCUAUAAUAUGUUGAUAAAAACAGGAUAUGAGGGUUUGCAAAUCAUGUAACGCCUUUAUUUGAUUGAGUUUAGUCCAAAGACUUCAUAUACGAUACUGUAAUUGAAAAACUAAAUGUUUAAUGAAAGCUAUAUACUCUAUUUGAUGCCGGCAACAUCAAAUCCAAUCACUUAACAAACAGUAGUGUUUACCAGAGUGCUGCACAGUAAGAUAAAAUGACAGAAAAAAACAACACAAAUAAAUGACAUAAAAUCUAUAAAACAGUAAGAACCUGUAAAAGACAUACAGAGACUGCAAAAGAAUCAGCAUUAAACCACAGGGAUGAUAAAAACAAGAUUUGAUAACAGAGUUAUUCUGUUUUUCUUUUCAAAUUGGCUCCAUCAGAGACAUGUCACAGGAAGCACUGGGUCCAAACGCAAUGAUCUCUGUCUUGUUUUUCACGAGAAUUUUAAAACAUUUAAUGACAGUGUGUUUCCAAACAGCUGGGACAGGGGCAUGUUUGCCAUUGCAUUGCUUCACCUCCUUUGAAACUUUGGAGGCCAGUUUUGGGAGUUUUAAAAGUUUGAUGUCAACCUAUUCUUUUCUGAUAUGGGAUUUCAUCUGUUCCUUUGUCAUGGUACCUUCAAAAAGCGUUAAUUUUAUCGUGUCAGACCACAGUCAAGUUUUGCACUUUGCCUCGGUCACCUGCAUUCCUGGAUCAUAUUUCUAUGUGGUUUCUUCUUUGCAUGGGACGGUUUUCACCUGCAGUUGUUGGUGACAAACUAUGAUCACAGACUGUGUCUUUCUAAAAUGAAAUGAUGUAGAGCCCAUGCAGUUAUUCCUACUACAGACAUUUUUAACUCAGUGCAACCUGCAGACCCGAAGGUCGUGUCCACUGAAUAUUCAGUUAUUGGUCUCGUCUCUUCAGUGCAGAGAUUUAUGCAGAUCCUCUGAACCUUUGAUGAUAUUUUGUACUGCCGAUGAUGAAACUCCGUAAUUCUUUUCAGUUUUAUGCACAGGAACAUUACUCUGAAAUUGCUCAACUAUUUCCUCAUCCAGUCUCUCAGAAGUUGGUGAAUCUCUUCACAUCUUUCGACUUGCUCAAACUCUUUUGAAAGCUUUUGUACACGGUCAUGUUACUAAUCUGUUGCAAAUUGAUGUAAUCAGUUUUGCAGAUCUUCCUCCAGGUGUUUUAUAUGAGAAUAACAGCUUUUUCAGUGUUUUGUUGUCCCAGUCCCAACUGCUCAGAAACGUGUCGCUGGAAUCAGAUGAGCAUGUUUUGAUAAAGGGCUGUUUUUCCAUUUGAACAGCAAUUUUCAGUCUUAUCAUUUGGGCUAUUGUCUUUGCACAAUUUUCAAUUAAAUGUAGGUGAUAAAUGAUUUGCAAUCCAUCAAAUUCUGUUUUCAUCAACACAUCACAUAACAUCCCAACUCUUAUACAAAUAUAUAUAUGUAUACGUUCUCUCGUCUUAAGAGUUUUGCACAUCUGCUAUUGCACGCUAUAUAAAAAUAUCCUAAGAGAGACAGUUGACUCACUCCAGUAGCUCUUCUUCCUCAGGUUUUCUACAGAGCUGAACUCAGGCUUGCUAGAGGUGAUCUCCCCUCCAGCCGCCUAUUACCCCGACCUCACCAACCUCAAAGAGACUUUCGGGGACUCCAAGGAGAGAGUCAGGUAAGCAGCUCUCUCAGGCAUGCCAUCUGCGUUAUCUGUUAUUCGGUGCGCUGCCACGUAAUUAGCAAAAUGUGAUAGAAAUCAUACCAGAAAUGAUGGAGAAAUCAGCCCCGGAGAGAAAGGACAGGAAGGCGAGCUGUGAUGAGGAUUGCAGGAGGAAAAAAAAGUGGAAGGAUGAGUCAGGGGGACAGUGGGAGGGAGUGAGUGAGUGAGGGAGAGAGAGAGACAGCGGGAGAGAGCGGGAGCUUUUAGGUAGGCUGCUUGGCUACUUAGUAUUCCACUGGCAUUUCUCAAAGUCAGAUCACGGUCAUCAGCAGCAGCACCCUCUAUCUCUUCUUCUUUGUAACGCUCCCUCUUAUUAUCCUCUGGACUUAUCUUCUCUUUAUAGUCAGUUAACAUCUGGUUACAUUAGAAAUCUGUUUAUGGUGCAGUUUGUGACAACUCCUUACGGUAGGCUUUCUGUUACAAACCUGUAGGCCCCCAAGAGUCGGUGUUAUGUUUGUACGUAGAUGUGAGUGUAGGUGUGAGGUGUUUUUCCCAACAUGUCUAGAAGGCUUUUUUUUGUAUAUACUGUAUGUUUGUGUGUUUAUUUGUGCAUGUGCCCCAGUUAGAAGUCUAGAAAAAGACCCACCGCGGUCCUUCAGAGCUGAAGCUGCAGCACCCAUAUGGCCAAGUUCAAGUGUGUGCGCACAUAUCUGAGGAGUCUGUUCACCUGAAUUUAAAAGCAUGUAUGAGUGUCAGUGUGUGUGUAUGUGUGUGCGUGCGGAUGUGCAUCUGCGUUCCAACUCCCAACACCUGCCAGAAGCAUCAUGAACACCUGCAGCUCAUGAGUCACACGGCAACAAGGGCAGAUCAUUCAGAUCAAACAAUUAGUGGCAGCUCUGCUUUAUAAAUAAUUCAAGCAGAGCCUGCUGUUGUAACAUUGAGUAUAACUGGGAGGACCUGAUUUGCACAAUUUAGGUUUAGCAUGUUAAGAGGUGUCUCUGACAGGCUCUUCAAAGGUAAAACACGCCGGAGGAUACCUUCAAAUACAAGAAGACUGAUUCACUUUUUCAUGUGUUUUAAUGAUUCUGUCUGUAUUUAGAUGGCGAACCAAGCAGAACCUGGACUAUUCCUUCCUUAUGAUGUACGCUGUGAGCAAAGGGGUUUAUUAUGUCCAGGUAGGUUUAAGUUAUGAUACAUGACUGCAUUUUGGGAUGGAGUCUCAUAUAAGUCGUCUUGAAAAUCUGCUAUUAGACAAAUGCGGCCUUGAAAUAAACGUGUAUUGUUGUUGGCUGGUCAUUCAUCAGAGCCAGUGUUGUUGUUUUUCACUUGUUCUUAAUCCUCUUUAACUUCCACAGCUCUUAUCUGUUUCUUGGCUAAAGUAGGCAGCUAGUUUGGUAAUGCUGCUAUAAAUGUUUACUCUUGAGCAGAUUUGAACACCAAACAUUCACUGCUUAGUUUUCCUGUGUUGUUAAUCUUCUGUUUUUUCUGUUUUCUGCCUGGGUGUGUCAGUUACUCUCCCUGCUCUCAGCUAAAGGGAAGAGGUAUUUCCUGUCUGACACCUACUUUGGUUUAGUGUAGCGCCUCCAACGCUCCCUACCUCAGCUCAGACAGUGUUUCCUUUUGUGAAUAUAGAAGAGUCCCCCCCCCCCCCUUCUGCAUCAACCAUAAACUCAUCUCUCCUUAAAUGCAUUCCCACUGUCUUACAAUCUCGCUCUUUCUGUGUCUCUGUUACUUCAGCUGGAGGAUGACAUCGUGGCGAAACCCAACUACUUUGCCACAAUGAAGAACUUUGCGCUGCAGCUCUCAUCAGAAGACUGGAUGAUCCUUGAGUUCUCUCAGCUGGGCUUCAUCGGUGCGGUUUGUUCAGCACAUGAUCAAUACUCGGCAUUCACAGGGGGUCUGUCAGAUACAGUAGGAUCUUUGUAGUCAGCUGAUGAAAGAAUGAGACGGGAUCCUGGCUUGGUUUAGAAUUUCUCAAAUCAUCUCAGCCCGGCUUUUAUAGGGUUUAUGCUAAAAUACCUUUUUACUCUGGUAUGUGAUCUCCUUAUUGUUUUACAGAGUAGCGUAAACUACAUUCGCUGAGUGGCGUUAUUUAGCUAAGCUACAUUUCUCCCAUGGGUGGCUUCUCUGUUGCUGAACUUCCAUUGUUGUGUAAUUAGCAGCCUGUAAAAUUACACUUUUAAACAGGCUUUCUAAACAUCAUUCAAAGGUUAUGUGAUUAGCAAGAGAAAGGCGCGUUCAAAUUGAGCAUAUUUAAGAUUUAAAAUAGGUUUACUUUAAUUCCAAAUUAAACUGUGAUUUCAUUUAAUCUCCCAGUUUGUUUUCAUGUUAACUAACACAUCAUGUGGCCGGUUGUUAUUUAGUAAGUCUGUUCUCUGUCCUGCAGGAAAAAUGUUCCAGGCCCCGGACCUGAACCUCAUUGUGGAGUUCAUCUUUAUGUUCUACAAAGAGAAACCCAUCGACUGGCUGCUGGACCACAUCCUCUGGGUCAAAGUCUGCAAUCCUGAGAAAGAUGCUGUAUGUGCAGCACUUUCAGUAAAGCUCUUAGUGUUGUCCCUGAAGUAAACAGUCUCAUCACUGUUCCUUUUACUGUUUUUUUAAUUUGCAGAAACACUGUGAGCGUCAGAAGUCCAGCCUACGUGUGCGGUUCAGACCCUCCCUGUUUCAGCAUGUGGGACUCCAUUCUUCUCUUGCUGGGAAAAUUCAGAAACUCACAGUGAGUCUCAGAGUUUUUUAUUUGCAAAAAAAGUGCACUUGACUUCCUGUAGAAGUGUGUAGAAAUUUCCUCUGUGUGUGUCUGUGAAGGAUAAGGACUUCCUGAAGCCUCUUCUCCACAAGAUGCAUGUUAACCCCCCGGCUGAGGUUUCCACUUCAAUGAAGGUACUGUCUCAGGGUUUUAAGAGUAUAUCAUCUCUGAGUUUUAACUUUUAUUUAAGUCUUAUACAUAAAACGAACUUUAUCAGCAAUGCUAAAUUUAGUUAAUUCAAAUGUUUAAUGUGUCACACAGGUGUAUCAGGGUCACACUCUGGAGAAGACGUACCUAGGAGAGGACUUUUUCUGGGCCAUCACCCCGACUGCAGGAGACUACGUCCUCUUCAAGUUUGACAGACCUGUUAGCAUAGAAAGGUAGGCGUAAAAGGCUUCAUCUGCAAGGUGCACAGCAUUCAAUUAAUCUGUGGAGUAUGCAAAAAAAAAAAAAAAGGUCCAACUUGUUACAUCUUUUUGUAGAAAUUACCAUAACCUUUGCACAAACAGGCGCAUGCAAAAUCGCUCUUUUCUGCCUGCUGCCCUUUUACUGAUUCAGGCUCAGCUCCAUUGUGCAUGUGCAUGUUUGAAUGUGUGUGCGCCGCAUGUCUUCAGGGAUCAGGGUGAGCUAAUGAGAGUGCUCUAAAAUAAGCAUUCACAGCCCAGCCUUCUCUCUGUGGACAUCAGGGUAGAGAGGGGGCAAGGCAGAGAAUCUAAAGAGAUGUGAUGGGGAGAGUGACGACCUGGAUCGAAGCAGACUUGCAAAGGGUCUUUGAUAUUUACAAGACAGAAUAUAAAAACAUAAAGAAUUGGCAGAGGGUUUAGAGGCCAUUUGAGAAAUUUUAUGAUAGUUUAAUGAAUGUUCAGUGUAUUGGUAAAAGCUUUCUUAGACAUGUCUGUUAUUGAACAUGCUAGUUUGACACUCUCAUAAAUCUCGCGUCACCUGUGGCGUUUUCAUGUGUCAUAAAUAUGCAGACUUAAAAGCGGAGUUUUAUUUUUGCGAUGCCCAAAGGCACGCUGCUGACUAACACGGAUUAAAAAAGACGUCAGCAGAAAAUAAGGCCUUGGGUGUGCUAACCGAAGUCUCUGAUUUUUCAUUCUAACUCACCGAAGCGUGUAUAUUUUUGUUCAUGAUGUGGGGAUUCAUUUUAUAGUGCUUUAUAGUGAUACUGCUGCUCUUGUAGGGAUAAUUUAAGGACAGUGUGACAAGUGUGUGAGACAGCAGGUCACUUUCCAUUGAAGUGGCAGCAUGUUGGACAGGAGCCAUCCUCUGUUCCACUGUCUGACUCUGAAGUGUUUUGUCUGCUUUUAAAUGACACCAAUUACGCUGGCUCGCGCUCUCUAGCCCUGCUGAUUGAGAAACAUCUCAUCAGCAGUUGGUAAAGAAGCGAUACAGCAUGUUGUAAGAAGUGUCAACACCUCAGUCUCUGGCUGUAGUUUCUCUCCUGUUUCUGACUCGCUGACUCUAAAACAGAAAAUGCUCAUGAUUUCUCAGCAUCAACUGACAUGAGUAAAAAAAAAAACCUUCUUUUGGAAUUUUGGAAACAGCUUUAAGAUUUUCUCAUUUUGAAUCUUGCUCACCUUGGAUUCAAAACAGAAAAGCUACAACUGAAGCACUCCAACUGUGUCCAUGCUUGUGAACUUAAAUUGUUAAGUUGCUCUAAAAUCAGCUGAGUUUUGGAUUUAAAUCUAAACCUUUCUGUUUCUGACACAUACAGUUACUGCAUUACAAAGUGGAUGUAUGCCAUAAGUGCAUGAAUGUUUCUGUUGCAGUUAUUUAGGAGAGGAGUGUAGCAAGCAUGCAUUCUGCCUGUGUGAAUUUAUAGCUGAGUAAGGAUAUUUUUCCACCGUAGGAGUUUUUUAAAAAUAUUUUCUCAUAUAAGCUCUCCUCACUCCCAUUACCCUGGUGUAUAAACUGAGGUGCUUCCCUUUUGUCUCUUCAUUGAGGUACAAAAUCAUGUCACAUACAGAUUUUCUGAAGAUGUGAGUCACUGCUGAUCCUAUUCUACAUUUUUUUAAGUUUUUGUGUUGUUUUUAUACCUUAUGGCACAAGACCUUUUUGUCUACACUUUCCACCUGUUUUUAUCGCUGAAUCACUCGCAAAACAUCCCAAACGCUGUGAUAUUUGUGUGACUUUAUAAAACAUGCUGCUGAUGAAGAAAGUCAACAAAGCAGACACAUAGGAUGAAAGAGAAACAGUAAGGAAGAGGCAACUUAGUGUGUAUUAGUAGAGAAGAGGUGUGUGUUCAAAGAAAACUAAAUGGAAAUGAGGAGAAUACGAUCUUGUCUGAUUUAAUUGACCUUUAUCAAAUCAGAAGAAGCUCAGUGAGUUUAAACUUCUUUUAUCAGGAGUGUCAUCUUCUUUCUUAAGUUUCUGCCUCAAAAUAUGCAGUGAUACUGUUUUAACACUAAUUGAUAGCGAAUACAAGUCAGAGGUUAAACAAGCUAUUAGGUUAAUUAUUCAUCAGGGUGUAAUUUAUUUGAAUAUAAGGUUGUUAAAUAAAAGAUUUCUUUUGAACAUUAUUUCAUGUUUUCUUAUUGACUAGAAGAGUAAAAGCAUUAUUUCAUAGCCGAAGCUUUAAGUUGGUUAAAGGGACUUCAUUACCCAGAAUGCACCUUGGUGUAAACAGGAAGUUCAGCAGGAAUUGGAAAAAAAAUCUGUUACAUUAUGUUGUGAGGAGUUAUCACGUGGGGUUUUCUUUCAGUAAAGGAUGUUUCUAUUUUUAAGUCCGAAGUUAAGCCUCUUCAUUUUUGAACAUAGAUUAAACAAAAUUCUUCAGAUAGAUACUUUUGCAAAACACUGGUCAAAUUUAGUUGUUUUUAAACGUGCUUUAUGAAUGCAGUUAGCCUGAAUUGACCUGAAAUGAAACAAAACACAAGGUUAUAAUGAAGUGAAAUGCUUAAAAUCAACAAAACAGGAAGUUUAUGUCAAAACCAACCACAAUGAGAGAUUCAUUAUUAGAGCACCAACAGCCAGAUAUCUUGGCUUCAUGUUGUUCAAAAACACCUUUAAAGCCUCCCAUGAAAUCAGUUACUGUGAAUGCAAUUAUUUGAAAAAGGUGGUGUUCAUUUUGUGCUGGUUUGGCUUCAUAUUUUUUUUUAGUCCAUGUGCCUCCACAAAUAUAUAGUCAGUCUGUGUGAAAUGCUGCUGUCUGUGGGUAGAAGUUUUAAAGAGAUGCCUGGUUUGAUUGGCAGGUUCCUGUUUCGCAGUGGUAACCAGGAACACCCAGGGGACAAGAUUGAGAACACCACAGUGGAAAUACUGCCUGUUUCAGUAAGGAAACACCCCCUCCACACACACAUGCACGCAUACACACACACACACACACACACACACCACCCACACCACCCACAGUCUGCCACCCUUUUGUGGUGCGAUGUGCAAAUGGUUUUGAUUAGAUGACAUUGAACGGUUGCUCUUCAGGACGUAGCAUAUUGAUUAUUGACAGGAAUGUAAGCAUGACAAAAUCGUUGCUGUGCCAGAGGCGAUACAUUCUCACACUGGUUCACACCACCAGUGCAGGCACAGCUGCUAGCAUGUGUUCACGCUCAAAUGAGAAAUCAUUAACAUUCGUAGCUCAUCUUUAACUCUGCUGUCCUCUCUUCUCUUUACCACUCGUUAGGAACCCGGACUACAGACCAAAGACAAGUACAAACGGAGUGAGGACCGCUUUUACAGGAUUGGUGAGUGGAUCUGACAGUCUCCUAGAACUUCAAGUGUGUGAGUGCAUACAAACAGUGAAGCAUCGUGAUCAGAUUACACACUCACGCUCAUGGUGCCUGCAGUGAAAGACGAUGUACAAAAGUGUGUGAAAUGUUCUCAGUCACAGCCUUUUUCACACCCAUUUUCAUCUGAAGUUGUCAGCUCUUCCUGCAGUCAUUUUCUCCUUUUGAGACUUUUGCUUUUACUAAUGAUCAGCUUUUAGAAGAAUUCAAACACAUGAAGUCUUUACUCACAUCAGUGCCCUUGUAAUUGCUCACUCAUUGGCAAGUACUCCCUGUUCACAAAUAUGAGUCAUCUUACUUCAUACAUGCUUUUGUAUGUGUGUGUUGAAUCUCACAGGUCAGUUUGUGAAAGGUGUGGCAGAGGGCACUGUGGAUCCGUCCUUCAAUCCCAUCAUUGCACUUCGACUCUCAGUUCUCAAAGACUCAGCAGUGUGGGCCAUUGUUAGUGAGGUAAGCCGAUCACGGGUCACACCAGUGAUCUCCUGUCCAAUCACCGAUUGAUACCUCUCACUCUAGCUGUCUCUACUCUUCUCUCCUCCUGCAGAUACACAUCAAGAGGAUAGCUGGCUGACUUGUCUGGACUGGGGCACAUGAGUCAUAGCCCUAGGGGGACCACUAUGUCCUGGACUGCUUAUGCGGGGCCCCUGGCACCCGGCAAACAGCAGUGACGUUAUUAGAGCCCACUAGAGUAGCUCGUCCGAGCUCGUCUGAGGAAUGCCACCUCUCUGUCCCCGCUCUUCCUAACGUUCUUUAUUUUGCUUCCCAUCCAUCGAGUCUUUAUCCGCAUCUUUCCAUCACUCUUGUGCUCUUACUUCAUUUUAGUGAGAAUGUGAAUACUACUGUCUAACACACAACAGUGAAGUGUGUGAAGACAUCUGUUCCCAGCUCCGGCUCUCGAAGAGACUGUUUUAUUCAACAGCUUUGAACACGAUCAGAUGUAACUAUGGAAUGAAUGAAGACAAAUCAUCACAUGUGGGGAGAACCAGUCACCUGGCCACUGGUGUACAUGCUGCCAAAUCCUUGUCUGUUACUCGAUGCUGCCACCUCUGGGCUAGUAGGGGCAUUGCACUGUCACUAGCGCCUCAGCUGAGCCCGUGAUGACCAAGAAUGUUGUCAUCACUAAUGGCCGGUCGCUCUCUGUUCUCCACAGAGAGGUGACGGAGCUCUUGAUCAACACCAGCCCAAACAAAACAAAUGAUUCCAUCAUUUCCUGAGUAUUUUCAGACACACUCAGACAUUCAAAUUCUCCUGAAAAUAAAAAAAAAGAAAGAAAUCUCAGGAUGAGCCAGUCAGUAACAACAUCAACGACCAAUAGGCCAGAUUCAGCGGCAACUACCCCGAUCCAUCAAGAUAAUAAAUACCAUGACACCUUAUCUAUUUCACCUCCUGUCUGACAGGCCGUCUGUGACCUCAGUGUCCAUUUCUAGUAAACCAAUCAGACAUUGCCUUGGCGUCAUUUUCCUGAAGGAAUAUAUUGUUAUAUUAUUACAGCUAUGACGAUCUAUGAAGGUGACUUAAUUUAUUUGAAAUAAAUCUUUAAUUUGUACAAGAGGUAAAAUAUAUUUUUAUUCUAUGAAGAGAUGUUUAUGGUAGUUGAGAGUCUGUUUUACUUGUUUACUUGUUUACUUUUGUGUUUUUUUUUCCUGUAUUUUUAAACAUUUUGUUUCAUUAUUUCAGCUACUUGCAAAGUUGCUUUGUCUGUUGGUAAAAGCAGCUGUGACGGUUUCUUUUCACUUGAAGGUAAAUGUUUUAACUAAAAUGAUUAAUAUUCACUGCUAUGAAGCUGAAUUGUAGGAGAGGUUUGAAGGGUUUGCUGUUGAAGAAGUUGUGAGUCAAAAUUUAAAAAUAUGUGCCUUACAUCCAGGUCUCUUGAAGAACUCUCAGAAACUCUAUUUCAAUCUGUUCCCCCUCACUUUUUCCUACACUUGGAUUGCUGGAAAUACUAACGACUUCAAAUAACACAGUCCAAUAAGUGAUUGGAUUUUAAGAACAGUAUCUAAGUUUUCAUUGGAAGAAACAGCGUGAUUUGCACUUUUUUCACUACUAUUUUGUUACCAUCACAUCCUUCACCAUUCUACAUAAAAUUUCCAUCUUACCAUAGUAGAUGCUUUUUCCGCUGAUUCCUCCAAAUCCAUACAGCGAUUGAUUCUGUCCAAUCAAAUGUCUUUUCUUUCAGUUGGACAGAAUAUCAUGACUACUGAUCACUGUAGAGUGCGCCUUUGUUGUAUGGUUUGGCUGAGGCUGUGUAGUACUUUCACUGAUUGUAAAUAUAUAAAAAGAAACAAGCAUUAUCGUAGUCUUUCCCUCACUUUUUUCUUUGUUCUUUUCUCCCUCUCUUUACGGUUUAUUGAGAUUCACUUGAUGUGUUUUCAAUUUGUGUGUGUGGCCAAUGUUUUAAGUCGAAGCUAUUCUUAAGUGAAACCUCACACAUUUUCCAUUAUAACGGUUUAUUAAAGGAGGCAGUGAAGUGCCUUUUGGUGGAAUUGAUAUGAAAACAGGACAAUUUUUUGCAUGAUCAUGUGUUGUAAAUGACAAUAUGUAUUGGUAAAUGGGGCUCCUCCACCUUAAAGCUGCAGAUAAAACUAUAGUAGCUUGAUCUCUGCCUCUUUAUCAAACUCAGAUUAGAAGAAGUAACUGACAUGAAACAUUUGUAAAAGGGGAAAGAUACAGCUAACAGGAAUGGCUUCUCCCCCUUUGCUCUGCAUCCACAUUCAAGCAGAAUGAGUGCAUGAAAACAGCAUGAUUGGUCAUGUGAUUCCCGUACUGUGUCAGCAGAAAGUGGACUGGAGACAACCCCCCCAUACAUCCAUCAGUUCAUGUGCCUUCAUCAUUUUCGUGUUUUGCCUGCCUUUGAUGUUUUUGACAUCAUUUUUCAUGGACAUAUUUGAAAUAAAUGAUAAAAUUGUAAAUAGU
This is a messenger RNA of Xyrichtys novacula (pearly razorfish), 35789 nucleotides long. The record is from the annotation of a GenBank genome assembly. NCBI's taxonomy places the organism in Eukaryota, Metazoa, Chordata, Actinopteri, Labriformes, Labridae.